AUGCGGGGUUGGACAUGCAUGAGCCCUUAUCGGGCCAACCCUUGCUCCGGAACACCAUCUCUUCUUCUCGCCACCGGCUCGCCUCUGCGUCUCGACCAGAAAAGGGCAAAGAUGAGAGCUGUACUCCAGCGCGUCAAAGGCGCGACCGUGCAUGUCGAUGGCAAGCUCGUCUCGAAGAUCGGACCAGGCAUUGUAGCGCUGAUCGGAAUCUCUACGGAAGACACUGCGGCCGAGAUCGUACCGCUCGCGAACAAGAUUCUGAGCACCAAGCUGUGGAACGAGAACCAGGAGGCAUCACAGAUCACCGUCCCCCCGCAGUACGAGCCAAAAGCCUCUGGCUCGACCAGUGCGAACGAGUCGACGGAGACCGCGGCAGCAGCUACAAACGGAGAGACGGAGGAGGCCAAAGCGCGUUCGGAACAGGUGUGGGGCGGCAAGCCGUGGAAGCGCUCUGUGGUCGAGCUUGGAGGCGAGGUGCUCUGCGUCUCGCAGUUUACGCUGUUCGCACGCACUGUCAAGGGGACCAAGCCAGACUUCCACCGCGCUAUGGGCGGCAACGAUGCACGAGUGAUCUACGAGGCUCUGCUGAAGAAGCUGGGCGACAGCUAUGCGCACGACAGAAUCAAGGACGGCGCCUUCGGCGAGAUGAUGGACGUCUCGCUCACAAACGACGGACCGGUUACGAUCUUGCUGGACACGACCGAGAAGAAGUAG
Molecule: messenger RNA, 714 nt
Organism: Moesziomyces antarcticus
Lineage: Eukaryota; Fungi; Basidiomycota; Ustilaginomycetes; Ustilaginales; Ustilaginaceae
Product: D-tyrosyl-tRNA deacylase
Exons: 4
Coding region: 1-714 (237 amino acids)
Biological process (GO): tRNA metabolic process
Cellular component (GO): cytoplasm
Molecular function (GO): D-tyrosyl-tRNA(Tyr) deacylase activity
Source: RefSeq, a predicted model, not a curated record